Messenger RNA from Rhizoctonia solani, 1782 nucleotides. RefSeq lists its product as uncharacterized. The record is from RefSeq and is a predicted model, not a curated record. Lineage: Eukaryota; Fungi; Basidiomycota; Agaricomycetes; Cantharellales; Ceratobasidiaceae. The transcript has 7 exons. The coding region runs from base 1 to 1782 and encodes 593 amino acids. Gene Ontology annotation, cellular component: nucleus.
AUGAGCCACAAAGACAACUUUCAGCUGGUUGACGUACAAGGAUGGGAUUGGGAUCUUCAUAGCGUCUACUCGGCUUACAUCGGCCAUUUCCAAAGCCACGCGGUGCCGUGGUAUGAUCGCUCAUGGGGUCACCUAUUCAGCUCUUUCGAUGACUUUCUUACUUUUGGAUGGCCAACAGUCACGGUGACCGAUAGCCGCACUGGCAAGGGCCAUAUUGUAACCCGAGCAGGGAGUGUGGGUGCGUUUGCAAAGAUGGUUAAAACUCGGUUCGGCGAGACACUCCCUAAGAUUUCCAAUGUCAUGCAAAUUAUUCCAUAUGAACAUACUCAGCGGCACCUGAGACAAAUUGCAGACAUGGCUACUUAUAAAAAGGUUCACGCGACUCUUCCCGCAGCCGAGUUUUCGGCUUUUAAAUCAAGAGUAAAGCACGGAGAUCUGCAUUUAAUUGACAAACUUUGGCAUUCGCGCGAGAAAAAUUGGCUUUCGAUUCGCUUUGUUUGGUCCGAGAAAAGUCUAUUGCCCUUGGAAUGGGGAUAUGCGGCCGUGCGCUGCGCCCAUAUCAAUGCCGUUGGAAGUUGGCCACCGAAAGAAGAAAACUUUAGGAAAGGCCACUUUGUCGUAGCUGAGUAUGCUGAUAAAGUCCGCAACAAACUGAGGCCCACCCAUCCAUGGGAGUACGCAUUUGGCGAUACCCAUGUAGUUGGAAAGUCGAAGCUUCCCGAUGUUAUUAAUUCGGUCAUCAGUUCCCUGGCUACGCCUGAUUCCGAGUCUGUAGCCAACUCACUUGUUCUCGUUGGCCACAACAUAUCUGGAGACCUUGAGCGAUUGGCCGAGCUGAAAAUAAAACUCCUCCACAAUAUGUUGAUCGUCGAUACAGCUGUGGCGUCCUUAAGGCAUGGGAUAUUUGGACCACAAUUACCACCAGCUGCUCCUCUCGCCCGUCUGUUAGCUGCUCAGUCGCGGGCUCCGCGCUGCACCCUUGGUAAUGCCGGAAACGAUGCCUGGCUUGCACUUGGGGCAAUGAUAGCCAUGGUUGACCCAAACUCGAUCCCCCUGAAUACUGCCACUAUUGGAGGGCCACUGCCUUCGCCUCUUCCUUACCCGCCUAAAGCUGCGAGUCCCAAUGGAUUGCCCUCACCUAUAACUGUGCCCAGCGCGCGACCGCGUUACAAUUCUCAAGCACACCUUAGCCCCAACUCCCCGUCCCCUUUGCCGAUCCCAGGAACCCCACCGGUAGAUGGUUUCCCGUUUCCAUCCCACAGUGCCAACCCGAACGCACGUCCAAUCUCGGCAGUGUUUGCUCGCCCCCGGACGGGAAGUGCUGGCGCCGAAGCCAUAUCGCGUUUGUCACUGAAUGGCCUGAGCCUCAAUUCCGGUCCUUCGCUUGGCUUUGACACUGGCGUGGGUUCUACAUCCAACCGAAAUUCCCGUCCGAUUUCUGGUACUUUUGGUCACUCGAGCGGCCAAAGUCCUCGCAACAGUUUGAACCUGGGGGUUACUAGCCCUGAUGAAUUCGGUGGAGUGGGAGGACAGGCUCAGAUAAGUCGAAGUUGGAAUGGGCGUUCAGUGCUAGGUAAUGGGCGCCCACAAACUCCCCUUGGGUUAGGAGGAGGACUCCUUGACCUGAAGCCAGGAAAAAGCACCAAGGUCGUUGUUAGCCCUAGCGCCAGGCCGGGUGCGGGUGGUGAUAGCAGCGAAGACGAAAGUGAAGUUGCGAAUGAGAGCGAAGAUGAUGAGCCUGGCACGGGGCUCGCACCUAAGAGUCGACCGAUGGUUGCUUGA